Messenger RNA from Scophthalmus maximus (turbot), 1355 nucleotides. RefSeq names its product EDAR-associated death domain (gene edaradd). The record is from RefSeq and is a predicted model, not a curated record. The coding region runs from base 211 to 909 and encodes 232 amino acids. The transcript has 6 exons. Gene Ontology annotation, molecular function: protein binding. Gene Ontology annotation, biological process: signal transduction. NCBI's taxonomy places the organism in Eukaryota, Metazoa, Chordata, Actinopteri, Pleuronectiformes, Scophthalmidae.
CGCGGGGCGCGUGAAGGCAGCACCGAGCCAGGUACGCGCUCCUCGCCACCGAGGCGCGUCAGACUCGAGUGAGCCGCCGCUCGGCUGCCGUCGGCGCCCUCACCUCACCUGGCCGCGCCGUGGACAUCCCGCCCGAUUGAUUUCGUCCCUCCCAACUCUUUUGUAGGCGCUCACACGGGUCGCCACGGCGCCCCUCACACACUUCUCUGCAUGGGAGACGUCACGGCAGCGACCAUGAGCAGUUUGCGGACGUGCAAGGAGCCAUUCGCAGCAGCAGCAGCAGCAGCAGCAGCGGACAGAACCGGCUCUGAGCCCGUGGAGGACACGGACACCACCAGCUUCGUGGCCGAAUUCUCCUUGGAGGCCAAUUAUCCCGUGCAAGUGACAGAUCCUCACGCAGACGCUGUGACGCUGCACCUGAGCUCCAUGCCCUCCGGAUGCCUGAGCGCCUCCUCAGACAGAAUAAGACAGCCAGUUGAAGAUGUCGACGAGUGCACCUGCCCAACAUCUACUUCACCAGACUUCCCCAAAGAGCUGCAGCUGCUGAGCAGCCCGUGCGAGACGUGCUGCCGCCCCGCGCCCCCGCCCAAGAUCAGCGACCUCAUGAACGACAAGGACCUCCUGGACUCGCUGCGGCUCAAGCUGGACCCCAGCCACUGCACCGUCAAGAACUGGAAGAACUUUGCGAGCCGCUGGGGGAUGAGCUACGACGAACUGACCCUGCUGGAGCACCGGACGCAGGGCUCCCUGUCCCACAGCCCCACCCAGGAGUUCCUGCUGCGCUACAACCAGAAGACGGUCACCGAGCUCACCGAACUGUGCCGCAUCUACCAGCGCAUCGACGUCCUGCGGCUGCUGCAGAGCUGGAUAGAGAAGGACUGGCCGUCGCGGUGGCAACAGACUAAUUAACCAGUUUGACCAUGUAUAUUUAUACCGUCUCUGUUUUUUCUUUGUUUUUCCUCCUGUCAGGCUUCUACGGAGGAAGUGCUUCUUCUUCGUGAGCUUUCGAUUCACGUUUUUCCUUUUUUUCCUAGUGACUCGAGCAAGUGGUCUUGAGAAAACUGCCCGCAGAGAGUCUCUGUCCUCCGCCAGAGACUCUCUGUUUUCCCUCUCCGCGCCACCUGCAAGUCUACAAUUUCCCCCCCCCCCCCGCUGUUUGUGUGUUUGUUCCACUGGGCAUCUUUCUUUCUGCGUGGCCUUCUGGUGGCGAGCGAAGAGUGUACGGGGGCGCAGGAGGGAGGGGGAGCACGGACGUGUGGGAGGUUCCUCGGUGCCAGGCCAACAAUGUAAUCACCAACGUUCCCGCACGCCACUUGACUCAUAACUGGACGGCGGUGAAAUAAUGUGUAAUAUUU